AUGGGUAGUUUGAAGUCGGAUAGUGUAUUAGUAUGGAUGGCGGAUCGAUCAAGCUAUGUAGAAAGUACACCAGGAACAGUUCUACGAAUCAAAAACCCCUCGAAAUUCGCUGAAAACAAUAUGGGUUUCAAAGAUCAGCAAGGAGAAUUAAUUGAACUCAAAUGGGAGUCAAUUUUCAAAUUGCGACCAACACUGAUUGAAAUCAAUCAUGGAAGAAAUCCUCUGAAAGAAUUGAUGAAUAAUCUGGAAGAAAAUUAUGAAUCAUCGGAGAUUUCUGCGUUUUUUGAUAAAGUUAAAGUAUUAUCCCUUCAUAUGGCCGAUAUAUCCGCGGAUGAUCUCAUUAAACUCCUUGAUAAAUUCUCACUUCUCGCCGCAUUUUCGUUUGCCGAAACACGAUUCACUUCAGAUGAAUGGUCUAGAAUUCUCACAAAAUUAUCAACUCUUCAUAUUCGAGGAAUCGAUAUAUCUGAUAAUGUUAUGGAACAAGUUGCUCAACAUUUGAAUAUUUCAUUGAUGAAAUUAUCUGGAAAUCCUGGAGUUGAUGUGAAACAUUUUCGAAAUGGUAUUGAAUUUGUAACAGUAACAGCGCUUGUUGUUCAGGAACUAUUUUUCACCGGUGAAACAGAUGCUGAACAAUUUCUCGAUGUUCUUCCAACUUCGUAAGUUGUUUUUUCAUCGAAACAAAAAAAACGCGUCUUUCCUCAGAUUCCCCCGAUUACAAACUCUGAUUUGGGAUUGGAAUGUCGUUGAUCCCGAAUUAUCCAUAGAUGAUCGAACAAAAAACAUCAUUGCUAAACUAAUCGAUGUGAAUCAGUAAGUUGCUGGAAAUAUUUCAGGUUAUCUCAAAAAAUAUUUUUGCAGAAAAUUGAAUCUCUCAACUUUUGCUAUUAUCGCUUAUACACCUAGUGAUGAUCAUAAAACAGCUAUUUGUGAAACUGCGAGACUUUUGACAAAUUCGAAACUUGAAAAUGUGCAGCUUUAUCAAUUUGCAUCGAAAGGCCUCUCAAAUGUAAAUUAUUUUUUUUUUGAAAAUCUAAUUAUAUUUUCAAAUUAUAGGGAAUGUCAAAUUUCUCGCUGAUCGUCGCUGGAAACAAUGCAAAAAAAUCGCAAAGAAUUGAUCGAAAUGUAUAUAACAGAUCGAUCAACAAUUCCACCAAUGGGAAAAUUGCUCAGAUUAUGCGAUGA
Molecule: messenger RNA, 1185 nt
Organism: Caenorhabditis angaria
Lineage: Eukaryota; Metazoa; Nematoda; Chromadorea; Rhabditida; Rhabditidae
Source: the annotation of a GenBank genome assembly